Pseudozyma hubeiensis SY62 is the source of this 852-nucleotide messenger RNA. Its product is annotated as eukaryotic translation initiation factor subunit. The record is from RefSeq and is a predicted model, not a curated record. The transcript has 2 exons. Gene Ontology annotation, cellular component: eukaryotic translation initiation factor 3 complex; cytoplasm. Lineage: Eukaryota; Fungi; Basidiomycota; Ustilaginomycetes; Ustilaginales; Ustilaginaceae. Gene Ontology annotation, molecular function: translation initiation factor activity; ribosome binding. The coding region runs from base 1 to 852 and encodes 283 amino acids. Gene Ontology annotation, biological process: regulation of translational initiation.
AUGUCAUCCGAAGCACCGACCGCAUCGACCUGGGUCUCGCCUCCCUCGCGACCCGAACACAUCGAGCAGCUCAUCUCUGGCGUCGACCGAUACAACCCUCAAAACCUCGAUGUCCUGCACGACUACCUCGCUCAGCAGCUCGACGACGGCUCCUACGACCUCCUCGCCAACCUCGCCAUCUUGAAGCUCUACCAAUUCAACCCCUCCGACUUCAACUAUGUCGUCGUCAUCAACAUCCUCCUCAAGGCGCUCGUAGCAGCACCGCUUCCCGACUUCAACCUCUGCGUCUCUCUGCUCGGCGAGGCACCUUUGCCCACUGUUCCAGUCAAGGCCGAAAAGGAAGCCAGCACCGCCAACGCAGAUGACGCCGGCUCGCUCGCUGGCGACGAUGACGAGGAAGAGGUGGUUGAGAAGCCCAAGGACAUCGCAUCUGCCGGACACGUGACCGACCCGUUGAUCGUCCGCCUUUCGCAGCUCAGCACCCUGCUCUUCCAAGCACGCUUCCGCGAGUUUUGGUCAACACUCGCCAGCGAAGCGUACUCGGACGUGCGCGAGUACGCCGCCAAGAUCAACGAGUUCGAGAACGCGGCACGAAGAGUAGCACUCAAUUCGGUCAAAGGCUCGUUCACCUCGAUCAGCGAGAAGCGAAUCGCCAGCUACCUAAACCUCUCCGGAUCGGAGCUCGCCGAGUUCAUCAACGCACAGGAUGGCUGGAAGCUGGCUGAUGGCAACGUCAGCGUGCCUGCUAAUCCGGAUAACGAGAUCAAGGCCACCGUCAUCAGGGAGGAGAUCACGCUCGAUCAGAUGCACAAGUUCCUCUCCCAGGCUCAGUCGCCCCUCCUCCGCGCAUAG